AUGGUGCACUUUGACGCGAUUCGGGCUCCUCUACGCUCUCGGGCGAAGUGGCGCGCUACGUGCGUCUGGAAGUCGGAUGACAAUGACAUUCUGCAGCAUGUCGUUGAUCCAGCCUCCAAGAUGUCCAGUCAGCAGACACUCUACAACUGCGGUAUCGGAGGUAUUGGCAGCAGUGGCAGUGGUGAAUCGGGUUUUGUUUCCUGUCAUUCCUAUGGGCUUCUCUGCCUCCCUUUCCUUGCUCCUCCCUCUCGCUGUAAAUCGAAGUCCAGCGUCGAUUCUGCUCCUUCCCUUAAUGUCAGUGGUUCGACCUCGUCUGCUACCAUGAGGCAACGUCGUUGCCGCUCCUUGGAUCGUCUGGAUGCCGAGAUUGCAGCUCAGUUCCACAGUGAUGGGGAGUUUCCCAACAAUGAGGAUUACUCUGGUUACUAUCUCAGUGACGAGGACGACCUGAACAUCGAAUUGGAUCCAGCCAAGACUACACAUGAGGAAGACUUUUUGCCCUUCCUUGCCUUUGACACCCUCAAGCGUCCAAUUAAACUACUUCACAAUACAGGAGGUCUUCUGCCCGAUCUGGAGUUUCCAGACUCAGACAUCAGUUCAUGGGCACCGGGUGAUGUCGACAGCUUGUCAGUGGUGAAUGGACAUCCCGGCAAGGCCACCUGCAAUGCCUCCACACAGACCUGGUUUACAGGUGUGGUCACUUCAGCUGAGUUCUACCACGGGCCUACGUGUACACACGAACAGCUUCAAGUGGUGAAAGAGUGA
Hydatigera taeniaeformis is the source of this 765-nucleotide messenger RNA. Lineage: Eukaryota; Metazoa; Platyhelminthes; Cestoda; Cyclophyllidea; Taeniidae. The record is from the annotation of a GenBank genome assembly.